Messenger RNA from Vicia villosa (hairy vetch), 2210 nucleotides. Its product is annotated as CBL-interacting serine/threonine-protein kinase 10-like. Lineage: Eukaryota; Viridiplantae; Streptophyta; Magnoliopsida; Fabales; Fabaceae. The record is from RefSeq and is a predicted model, not a curated record. Gene Ontology annotation, molecular function: protein kinase activity; ATP binding. The transcript has 2 exons. Gene Ontology annotation, biological process: protein phosphorylation; signal transduction. Bases 494 to 1879 code for a protein of 461 amino acids.
CUCCAUUUAACUAAUUAAACCAUUCGGUUUCUUAAUCCUUGGUCAAAAUCUUUCACUUCAUCAUACAAACAUUUCUCUGCGUUUCUUCAUCUUCCCUUUGUUACAAUCGCUUCACCCCCAAAUUCUUAAGAUUCUAUCUGUUGAAAUUGAAGUAAAUUUUGCUGAAAAAGACACUUCUGGAAUGCCUAAAAGAUGCAAGUUUUUGAUUCCAACUAUAAGGUGUUAUUGUUGUUCUCACUGUAUCAUUUGAUGAUUGAAAAGAGUGAAUCACAAAUUUACAUUAGCUAUUCCUUGAUGCACAAUUGGCACACAAGUUUUUUCAUAAUGCCUGUUCUGCUGAUUCGUGAUCGAUGCGAAGAUGGUUGAAAUCGAGACUCGAUACAUGCUUUUCUUAUAUAUAUGUAGAUAGAUAUAUACAGUGUAGUAAAUGGUACAGAGUUUUAAGUGGGAUUAGAAGUUAGUGUAAAGUAUUAUACUGGUUUAUGGUUUAGUAAUGGAGAGUAGUGAUAUGGAACCGAAUGUGUUAAUGGAACGGUACGAGUUGGGGAGAUUGCUUGGUCAAGGGACGUUUGGGAAGGUUUACUAUGCACGGAGUAAGGUGACUAACCAGAGUGUUGCGAUUAAAGCGAUAGAGAAAAAUAAGGUUAUGAGAACGGGUCUAGUUGAUCGAAUCAAGCGUGAGAUAUCGGUUAUGAAAUUGGCUAGGCAUCCUAAUAUUAUACAGCUUUUUGAGGUUAUGGCGACGAAGACUAAGAUUUACUUUGUUAUCGAGUAUGCUAAAGGCGGUGAACUUUUCAACAAGGUUUCGAAAGGUAAACUCAAAGAAGAAGUUGCGCAUAGAUAUUUUAAGCAGUUGAUCAAUGCGGUUGAUUUUUGUCACAGUAGAGGUGUGUAUCAUCGAGAUAUUAAGCCUGAAAAUAUUCUGUUGGACGAAAAUGGGAAUCUAAAGGUUUCUGAUUUUGGGUUAAGUGCUCUUGUGGAGUCAAAUCAAGAGGAUAGUAUGCUCCGUACGCCUUGUGGCACUCCGGCCUAUGUUGCUCCUGAAGUUAUCAAAAGAAAAGGGUAUGACGGCGCGAAAGCCGAUAUUUGGUCAUGUGGAAUAGUUCUGUUUGUUUUAUUGGCAGGUUAUCUCCCUUUUCAUGACUCGAAUUUGAUUGAGAUGUAUAGGAAGAUAAGCAAAGCAGAAAUAAAAUAUCCUAGUUGGUUUCGGCCUGAAGUUUGCAAGCUAUUAGGCGAUAUAUUGAAUCCGAAACCUGAUACUAGGAUUUCCAUAGCUGAGAUUAAGGAACAUUCUUGGUUUAAAAAUGAACCAAAUCCUAGGAAUAAAAAACCACAAGUGGAAAACAGCACUCUUUCUGCUUCUUCUUCCAGUACAGUUGUGACUGAUGAAAACGACAGUCCAGAAGCGGAAGAAGCAAAGGAAGAGCCGUUUGUGCCGACCAGUAUAAAUGCCUUUGAUAUUAUUUCCCUUUCGGUUGGUUUUGAUCUUUCUAGAUUCUUUAAAGACGAUGUUCAGAAAAAAGAAGCAAGAUUUAGUUCGAAACUACCUGCAUCAGUCAUCAUCUCGAAGAUGGGAGACAUUGCUAAGCAACUAGGGAUGAAAAUUCAGAAAAAAGCCGCUGGUUUGUUGAAAUUGGAAGGAUUGAGUGAAGGUAGAAAAGGGGUUUUAUCGAUUGACGCAGAGAUCUUUGAGGUUACUCCUAAUUUCCAUUUAGUCGAGGUGAAAAAAUCGAAUGGAGAUACAUUGGAAUAUCAGAAAAUUCUGAAAGAGGAUAUUAGGCCUGCUCUUCAGGAUAUUGUUUGGGUGUGGCAAAGUGACCAACCACUGCAAUCUCAACAAUCAGAUCGACAGCUACAGAUACAUGACCAGCAGCAAUGACAGCCGCAGUCAUAAUACAUUCUCAGUGAUCAGGAUCAACGCCGCUCCAAAUUUAGCGCUCAGAGAGUGCUGAAAUAGGUAUUUACAGGUUUGGUUGUAAAAGUUGAACUCGUCCUUGCAGGAUAUGAGUGGACUACUUACCAACCGAAGUGCGAGUAUAUUUCAUGACAACGCCCUUUUCCUUUUUCGAAGAAAAAAAAUCUCAAUUGAGGACAUAUAUGAUAUAGCAUUUCAUGAUGCCAUGUUUUUUUUCAAUCAUGUUAAGAUUUAACUGUCUCCUUCUGUUGACCUUAAUUUAGUAGAGAUUCUGUUUGCAAAGUACAUUUCUCAA